CAACGAAGAAAUAGAUGUCAUUCCAUUCUCUCACCUGACAAAUCACAUCCAGAGUCUCAUUUUGGCUUUGCCAAUAGUGCAACAGUGUGGACGGUGGUUUCCUAGUAAUUUUGACUCGCUUUUGUUCGGACGGACUGAGCUGACGCGAACAUAUAAGGUGGCGUCAGCCAAGAUAAAUGCUGUGACAGCAGCAACAGUUGGAUAUAACAAAGAGCUGAGUGAGAUUGGAGGACUCAGGAGAGAGAAAGGUUGUUGUUGUCCAGGAGGUCGCCGCUGGUUUCCCUCAUCAUGCCGGGGCACAGGAGGCAGCCCAGUAUCGAAUUACUGGAAUUCAUAGGAGUGGUGAAAGAGAAUGGCAACGAACCUCCUCCUGUGUUCACUCCACUGUCAUACGACUAUGUCCUGGUCGCCAAAUUGAUGAAUGAGGGGGAGAGACACGCCAGGAAACAAAGGGAAUACAUAGAGCAGCUGCAGAAUAAGAACUUCAAAGUGACAAAAAUUAUCAAUGAUAAUCUCGUCUUCUAUGGGAUCCAGGCGCCAAAAGAAAUAUUUCAGAAAUACAGAUAUCUGCUCAAAAUAUCCGAUGCCUGCAGUGGGAGCUCAACAGACAGCAAUAUCUCUCUUAGCACAAGGAUAAGGAUCGUCCACUUCAUAAUAAAUCACACACAAAUCAGCACUAAAGAGAACUUGCGGGAUCUCAUGAAGGCUAAGGUUUUUGAGACGAGGUUCUGUUUACAUGAGAAAAGGAAACAGAAAGAGCUGAAGGAGGAAUGGGCACGAUGGACGGCCUGUUUCAAAGGGCAACCCGUAACUAAAGUCAGGGACUACUUUGGAGAGAAGGUGGCCUUGUACUUCCUGUGGUUGGGAUGGUACACGUUUCUCCUCAUCCUGCCGGCCGUUAUUGGCAUUUUAGUCUUUCUCUAUGGCCUCAGCUACUUCAACUCUUCACCCCUUGUACAAGAGGUUUGUGAGUCUAACACAGUCAUGUGUCCACUUUGUGACAAUGGUUGCAAAGUGUGGAAGCUUUCAGACACAUGCUCAUAUGCCAAGCUGAGCCUGCUGUUCGACAAUAACGGCACGGUGUUCUUCGCCAUGUUCAUGGCAAUAUGGACAACACUGUUUAUGGAGUUCUGGAAGAGACAUCUGGCCAGUUAUGUGUGCGAAUGGAGAGUGACUGACUGGUCUGAAUCAGAGGAGGAACUGAUCCUGGAACUCGUGAACAAUGCCGACUGUCGCCCGAAGAUGUACAAGCAUUCUUACUUGCGCACCGCUCUGGUUUUGAUCUGUGUCAUAGUUAUGAUGCUGGUGAUUAUUGGCUUGACACAUUUCUUGGUGGUAUUCAGGGUGCUUGUAGCAGGGCUUCUGGCUAAAGAUUUCAAAAGCAACCUCGGCUCUAUGUUGGCAGGCGCUGUGCUCCAUUUCAUCAUCAUCACCGUUAUGACUAAGGUUAACAGGAUUGUUGCUUUGAAGCUCUGUAAGAUAGAAGAGACAAGGACAUUUGCUGACACGGAGAAAAGUUUCACAGUCAAGAUGUUCACCUUCCAGUUCUUCACCUACUUCUGUUCCCUCUUCUAUGUGGCAUUUUUUCUUGGCAGGAUUAAUGGCCAUCCAGGUGAAUAUGUACGGCUUGCAGGGCAAUGGAGACUGGAAGAAUGUCACCCGAGUGGAUGUCUCACAGACUUGUUCAUUCAAAUGGCAAUUAUAAUGGUGCUGAAGCAAAUCAUCAGUAAUAUGUUUGAGUACUUUGGUCCCUUGUUCAAGAAGUUCUUGGAGAAGAGGAAAAGGCAACAUAAGCUGCAGAGGAAAUGCGCCACCUGCUACCUGAAAGAUGACUAUCCGCUCAAAGAGGGACAAGAGUUGUGCGAAAACUGCAAACUCAGGGACUGGCACACGAACUAUGAACUCACCGAUGUGGACUCUUUCAGCCUCUUCAAUGAGUUCUUAGAGAUGGUGAUCCAGUUUAGCUUUACCACCAUAUUUGUGGCAGCAUUUCCACUUGCUCCUCUGUUUGCUCUCCUCAAUAACGUGAUUGAGAUUCGCUUGGACGCCAUUAAGAUGGUCACACUGGAGCGCAGAAUGGUCCCCAAGAAGACCAAUACUAUUGGCGUCUGGAUAGACAUACUGGAGGCUAUCGGUGUUUUAGCUGUCAUUGUAAAUGGGCUGGUAAUUGGGGUUUCAUCUGAUUUUAUCCCUCGACUUGUGUAUCGUUACGUCUAUGGCCCAUGUGUCAACGGCACAGCAGGGGUGAAAGACUGCAUGUCUGGUUACAUCAACAACACCCUCUCCGUUGCAUCAAUGGCUGAUAGCAGAGUAAAGUUUGACCUAGACCAAAUGGUCACAGAUGGAAUCCUUGCUACUUCAUGCAGCUACAAAGAUUACAGAGACACUGACUUUAAUAUUACCCAUCAGUUUUGGCUGAUUUUAGCUGUGCGCUUUGCUUUUGUUAUCCUCUUUGAGCAUGUUCUUGUCAUAUGUAAGUUCAUUGCAUCGUGGUUCAUUCCGCCUUCGCCGAUGAAUGUGAAAAAUGACGGCCUCAUGGACAAAUUCAGAAGACUUCAAGAGGACCUAAAGUAUUUCAAGCCUGACUCUGUUUGCACGCCUUGAUGGGACAAUAUUUUACUGUGAAAACACAACCCCAGUGUGGCCUUGUGCAUCUAUGUGUCAAACUGGAACAGUUUGAAACAUUUUAUAAGUAUCCUGGAGAGAUCCAUAGUGAAUUGAAUUGACACUGUAAGUGCUACCUGGAUUGCACACAUCGUUUUUAUCCAUGUCCUGAAAAGACGGCUUUCUUAUUGUUGGGUCCAUAUCGAUAAGGUCAGAAAUUUGUACAUGAUAUUUGCAUGGUUCUCAUACUAAUUUUGGAGUUUUGAUUAUUUGACAUAUCUGUUUUGAAUGAUGAUAACAUACAAUUUCAGGGACAGUUAAAACCAAGGAUCGACACUGGGUUAAUAUAUAGAUAUUCGCUUGGAAUUUUAAUGUGUCUCAUCUUUGCAGUUGUAUGUUGUGUAAUCAUUUCAUAUUUUAUUUUAUUAAAUAAAAAGCAUGUUUAUUUUUUAAAUCACUAAAAGUACCAAAAUGCUAACAAUUAUGCCCACGUUGAAUGGCUGUAAACCCCUGAACAGAAGUGUGUGUAUACUGUAACUGAUGUCACUGACCUUGCCUUUUAUAACAUUGUUGGUAUUAUAUACUAGGUUUUGGCUGAGAGCUUAGUGUUGGAUCUGUAAUUUUGAGCCAUACAGUAUAUGAGUGUUCUACUGAAAGUACUAAACUGCACAUAGACUGCUGAUUGUGUUAUCAUGAUGCCUUAAGC
Messenger RNA from Xiphophorus maculatus (southern platyfish), 3310 nucleotides. RefSeq names its product anoctamin-9-like. The record is from RefSeq and is a predicted model, not a curated record. Gene Ontology annotation, molecular function: chloride channel activity; protein dimerization activity. The transcript is spliced from 25 exons. NCBI's taxonomy places the organism in Eukaryota, Metazoa, Chordata, Actinopteri, Cyprinodontiformes, Poeciliidae. Gene Ontology annotation, cellular component: plasma membrane. The coding region runs from base 289 to 2604 and encodes 771 amino acids. Gene Ontology annotation, biological process: chloride transmembrane transport.